This is a messenger RNA of Xyrauchen texanus (razorback sucker), 1081 nucleotides long. It is a transcript of the gene rhbdd2, whose product is annotated as rhomboid domain containing 2. The record is from RefSeq and is a predicted model, not a curated record. The transcript has 4 exons. NCBI's taxonomy places the organism in Eukaryota, Metazoa, Chordata, Actinopteri, Cypriniformes, Catostomidae. Gene Ontology annotation, cellular component: membrane. Gene Ontology annotation, molecular function: serine-type endopeptidase activity.
AUGGUGUACAAACUCUUCACUUAUUACCUCUUCCACAAGGAUAUUACCUAUUUAGUCCUAAGUUCCAUAGUGGUGGUUUAUCCCUGGAGAAAUUAUUAGGAACUGGAGAAAGGAUUAGGAACAGUCAGAUUUCUCUACCAGCUACUGCUGCUGUCAUUCAUCAGUGGACUGUGACACAUGCUGCUCGAGUCAAUGCUGUUCUCCCCGUCCCAUAGGAGCUCAGUGAAUGGGCUCAUCCCAUUGGCUCUGUCUGUACUGGGGAGGGUGAUCAUCAGAUCUGCUAUGCAGAAGGCAUAUCUUAUGGGUAUUAAUGUGCCGACUGCAUCACUGCCCUGGAUUAUUCUGAUUAUUGUGACCCUCUUCUUCCCAAACACUUUCUUUCUUUGUGAUGUCCUUGCCAUUAUCACUGGAACAAUAUAUGGAAAAUGAUGGUGUGUAUUGUUAGAGAUGUCAGAACCUAGAGCUUCCGUUCUAGAGAAGUUCCCCUUUUGAUUGCUUAAGCAGAUACCUGAAGUACAGUUCAUUUCAGCCUCAACAGAAGAGCGUAAAAAGCCCCUUGGCCUCAUAGAUAUUCCCCCAGGAUCGUACCCUGUCCAGGCCUACGCCCCAGUAAAUGCCCCCACUGGUCAACCUACUGGGAGAAACCCCAACACAUUUAAUGGUUGGCCCAACUCAAUUUAUCCCCAGCAAAACUACACAUUUCCAUCUUCUUACACUGGAAGCUCUGGAAUUGCCAUUGGACACAGUCACAGACAUGGGCAUAGCCAUGGACAUCAUUAUGGGCACAGUCAUCAACAGUUUCCUGUCCAUCACACUGGCAGCCCAUCGAUGCCAAUGUCUCCUUAUCCUCAGACUCAUUUAAGGCCUCCAGUUAGCAGGACUGGGCAGCCUGUCAGUAAACUACCUCAGCCAGGAGUUCCAUUCACCCCUGAAAACCCACAGUCGAAGAUUGGUGUACCUGCCUUUCCCCCAAAUCCAUCUGGAAACACUUAAGUCAUUAUCAGCCAUGAGAUUUAAUGCCUUGUGCCUGCAAUUGUAUUGCUUGUAUGUUUAUCAGAUACCUCAUGUCUUGUUCCCAUGC